Messenger RNA from Hydra vulgaris (swiftwater hydra), 1924 nucleotides. RefSeq lists its product as uncharacterized. NCBI's taxonomy places the organism in Eukaryota, Metazoa, Cnidaria, Hydrozoa, Anthoathecata, Hydridae. The record is from RefSeq and is a predicted model, not a curated record.
UCGGGUUUGUUAUCUUUUUUUAUAACAUACGAGGAACAAAAGUUUCACUUUCGUUAUAAAAUACAAUGAUUUAAAAAAAAGUUAAUGAUAAGUAAUGUAAAUUUACAUAUAUAAUUAAACAGUCAUUUGAAAUAUCAAAGAGGUCGAAAUAAAUUGAAAAUCUAACUACCUAGAUGCUUCGAAAUAUUUCAAAAGAAGGUUUUAAAAGAAUGAACGAGUCUUCACAUGUAUCAGAAUUAGGAGAGUUUAACUAUAAUAAAAAGUUACCUGAAGAACCGAACAGUCUACAAGUACGCUCGAGAUCUCCAGAAAGUAUAAAUUCAAGCUAUGCUGAUCUAUUUGAAACAAGUGGUGUUGAAAUUAAUGACUACCUUGGUUCAUCUUCUCAAGAUAUAGUGGUGAACCAUGUAACUUAUAAUUUAAACAAGUGUAAAGAAAAAGUUGUGAUACCGUAUUAUAGACUGCUUUGUUUUAUUGGUUGGAGGCCAUUUGGUAAACAGUUUCAUCAGCCAAAUUAUUGUGUUAGUCUAUUGAAUAUUAUUUAUACAAUAAUGAUCUUUGCUAUACUUUUAUUUUGGUAUUUUAUUCAACUUUAUAAUUGCGUGGGCCAUUUGGUUCUUAUACAGCCAGCUUUUCCAAUUUUAAAGCCAAAUGCUACAACAAUUAAUUGGACAAAUACAGUUCCAAGCAAUAACUUUCAUUUGGAUUUAAGUUCAUGUCGCCAUGCAUUAAGCACAUAUAUUAUUCCAGAUAUUCUGCAUUUUUUGGCUUUUGUUAUUGGUUUUUACUACUUUCGAGUGAAAGAGCAUGAGGCACUUUAUGCCCUUAUGGAAAAGGUAUACUUACAGAGCACCUGUCCAAUCAAAAUGACCACCAGUUUGAGAAUUUUUUUGGCAUCUGGUCUACUCUGGUUUCUUUUUUCUCUUGGAAUAAUGGCUUUUUCCUUUCAAGCAUUUAAGAAUGACAUUUUUAUCUUAAAAAAUUGGAAAUCAUAUGCGGUGAUGGUUCUGAUAUUUCUUUCUAAUGCUUUGGCAAAUUGUGUUGCCUUGGCGGUAGUGUUAAGUUAUUGUGGUCAAUGCAAACUUCUUGUUUAUUAUUUGGAUGGUGUUAUGGAACGAUUGGAAGCAAAAUCUACUGAACUAAAAAUAGCAAUGAAGGAUGUUCUUGCUAUUAAAUCUCACUUCAAUCAGCUAAAUGGACUCUUUUCUUUCAGUACAUCAUGCAUUGUAUUUAAUAUGAUCAUAUUAGUGUUGAUAACAUCAGUACUACUCAUAGAUUAUCAACCACUGCAACCAAUAGAACAUUUGAUAUAUAGAAUUUGCUUUGGAAUACAGUGGACAGUUAUUCUUUUGUUUGUUCUUGUACAGGCAGCAUCAUUGACUUCACGUUCUGAAAAAUUAAAAGAAAAAGCUUUAACAAUUCGUGUAUUUGGAUAUCAAUCAAAUACAGAAGCUGAAAUCGAUUCAUUUCUUAACUUUUUAAAUAUGACUAGACUUGAGGCAGAAAUAUUUGCCAUACCUGUUAAGUCUCGAUAUUUGUGGGGUAUAUUGAUAAUUAUGAUUCAGUCAUUGAUCAUCGUUCUUCAGACUGGUCCUUUAUUUAAUAAUUCAAAAUGGAUGUAGCACUUACAAAAAUAUUUAAUUAUUCUUUUUUAUUAUAUUUUAUUUUUCAAAUAAAAAAAAAUUCGAGAACGUCUUAUUACCAUAAGUGUUCUUAAAUAUUACUAUACACGCUAAAUACAUAAUGCUAAAAAUAUUGUUAUAUGCAUACCUGUUUAUACAUGUUAUUAAAUGUAUGUGUGUGUAUGUACACACACAUAUAAUUAUAUACAUAUAUAUAUUCAAUUUUGUGUAAAAUAUUGUUAUAAAUAUUUUUAUAUGGAGUACAAAUGGUUUGAAUAACAAAUUUGGUUACAAAUAUAUUU